Molecule: messenger RNA, 2029 nt
Organism: Metopolophium dirhodum (rose-grain aphid)
Lineage: Eukaryota; Metazoa; Arthropoda; Insecta; Hemiptera; Aphididae
Product: myocyte-specific enhancer factor 2A homolog
Exons: 8
Coding region: 248-1495 (415 amino acids)
Biological process (GO): positive regulation of transcription by RNA polymerase II; cell differentiation
Molecular function (GO): histone deacetylase binding; RNA polymerase II cis-regulatory region sequence-specific DNA binding; DNA-binding transcription factor activity, RNA polymerase II-specific
Source: RefSeq, a predicted model, not a curated record
GAAAUAGUUUUCUAUAGAACGUCUGAAACUCUGAAUGUAAGAUAACCUUACAUACCAUUAAAAUACUACAUGCACGAUGGAUUACGGAUUGUAUUUUUAAUUUUUACAAACCUAGUUCUAAUUUUAAACGUUUCAGGAAGCUAUUUUAAUACUUUCAUACAGGUAAAUUGCAAUUAAAGGAUUGCUCCAUUAUCCGAACCCUGAAGAUUAAAUUUAAAUAACCAAUUGUCAUUAUUAAUCGUGCAUCAUGGGACGCAAGAAAAUUAAUAUAUCCAAAAUCACGGACGAACGAAACCGUCAUGUGACGUUUAACAAACGCAAAUUUGGUGUUAUGAAGAAAGCUUACGAGUUAAGUGUAUUAUGUGAUUGUGAAGUAGCAAUUAUUAUUUUCAACAAGAACAACAAGUUGUAUCAGUAUGCUAGUACAGACAUGGACCAAGUAUUACUUAAAUAUACUGAAUAUAGCGAACCACAUGAAUCACUGACAAACACUAAUAUUAUUGCUCAAUUAAACAGAAGAGGAGGAGGAGGAGGAGGAGGAGGAGGAGAAGGUCCUAGAAGUUCUAAAUCCGUAGAUUCACCUGUUGUUGAUGAGAAGAAUGUAAUAAAUCAACCCAAACAAUUUAAAGUAAUGUCCACUCCUAGAAUUAAACUUAAACACAACGAUAUUUCUGAUGAAGAAUUCAGAAUACUUAUGACACAUGGAGGGAGGAUAAUGGAUGAUGAUGAUGAGGACGAUGACGAUGAUGAUGAUGAUAGUAAUGGCCUUGAAUGUGAGUUUAUUCCUGACAUGCCAGACAUUCCUGGCAUUCCUCCUCACAAACUUCCAGAAGCUUUAAGAAAAAUACGAGAGAGUAACUCUAAUGAAAAUACUAAACGAGUGACUUCCAGUGACUCAGAUAUGAGUGAUGACGAGUUGAAAAUAGACAGUGGUGCUGAUGAUGAUUUUGAAGAAAUAGAUGACAGUUUACAUAAUAAUAUUGAAAGCUAUAUUUCUCCAACUACCUCGCGACAAAAACCUCUGCCUAAUAACCCAACAACUGUUAAAGAAAUUAAAGAAGAAAAAAAUGAUGAUGACGUUGAUGUAGAAUUAAUCGAAGAUGACAUCAAAAUUCCUGAGGAAGUGAAGAGCUCUAAACGUCUAGAAGCUACAAAACCACAAUUAACGCAAAAUGUUCGGAAACCACAAUUUCUGUCAAAUAUUCACUCAAGUUUAGGUUUAAUUCAAAAUAAAUCUCCGAAAAAUCAAUCUUUGAAUGUACGGUACCGCCCUUAUAAUAUUCUACAAACCUCCAAGAAAAUGGUAAAAAUACCACCACAAAAGUCUAUGGAAAUUCGAAGUAACAUAACACACAAUGGACAGUCUCCAAUACAGCAACGAAGAGUUUAUGCAGGAUUCAAACAACGUAUACAGGUCAAAAAAGACUUGAUGACUCCUGAAAUUAAAAUCAAUACUGCACAAUUGUCGCAAAGUAGUAAUACAAAUGAUUCUUAAAAUUAAGUGUACAUUUGAAAAUUGAAACAUUCCAAAUAUUUUUACUUUUAUUUUAUAAUUUUUUUUUUUAAGACUGUACUUUCGUAACGAUUAUUGGUAUUCGUUUAUAUUAUAUACUUAUCAAUACAAUUUUAAUAUGUAGCAGUUCGAAUCCUUUGUUCAAACUUCCUAUUUAUAAAAAUGUAAUCAUUUUAAUAUUAACCUACAAUUGAACAUAAAAUACUAUUUGGUUAAAAUGUUAUACAUGCCAAAUGUUUUUGUUCGGUCUAGAUAUUAUUAUGUGUUAUUGAAUAGUUUUAAGGACAUAUAUGUACCACUCUUGAAAACAAAAUUAUUAGUUGUAUGUAUUAUUAAAUUUUAAACUGGUUUUUAGCUUUUGUUCCACAAUUUUUACAAUUGUCGUUUUAUGUAUUCAAAUGUAUGUUAUGUUUUAGUAUUAUUAAUUAUUAUCAUUUAAAAAUAUUUUUACAUUAUUGUUUAGAUAUUUAGUUAAAUGUCUGGUUAAUUAAAUGUAACUUAUGUCUAUAAUAUAUU